AUGGAGAUGGAAGAAUUCACAGACGCUGUUGAGAAGGUUCGUUCAAUAGGAGCCGACAUUAGGACCCUGGAAACAGAGAGUAUGGAUGUGAUGCGUUCUCGUAAAAUGGGCGAUCACACUGAUGGAGAGGAGGAAGGGCAAAUGAGCAAGGAAGGAAAGGCUCAAAUGCCAGUCAAGCCCCGACGUCUACUCAUGAGAGAGGCUAGCUACCAGAACUCAAACAGUGUUCCACCCUACUUACUAAUGAGUAAUCAGAAUUGUUCGAGUAAGGUGAGGGAACAAACACAUAAUGACGUUGAACCCCAAUCUCAAGACUACGCAGAAGAGAUUUGA
Molecule: messenger RNA, 333 nt
Organism: Rodentolepis nana
Lineage: Eukaryota; Metazoa; Platyhelminthes; Cestoda; Cyclophyllidea; Hymenolepididae
Source: the annotation of a GenBank genome assembly